GUUCUGCUUUGGUGCACCAUUAUAGUUAAUCAGCUGCGAGGCAAAAUGACUGCGCCUCCCUAAUCACGAUGGCUGUUUUCAGCAACGUUAGCGCUUAUUGGGUUAGGAGAUAAGGGGCUGACUUUACUUACAGCCUCAAUUUAAUAUAACCUACCUACCUAAGGUACAUGUAAGCUACUAGGCAAGUAUAUAAGUGAGGUCUGCUUACUUAUAAAUAAGCUUUAUCAACUUUCUUUAUUUUCAGUGAACCUUUUACGUUGUGUUCUUUUCUUCUUUUCCUCUUUUCUUACCAUAACUAAGACAUUCAACAAACUAUACUUCCUCUGAUACCCCUAGAAGCCAUUCUUCAUAGAAUUCUUACUUUCAACUUAUACCCUUCAUUCCUAAGAAGAAGAAAAUAAAAAACACUUUCGACAUCGCGAGCCUCGCCAUCAAUAUCAACAUGUCAGCAGCAGACUACUAUGGUAACAGUGGAGGUGGUUAUCCCCCGCCUCAACACCAACAGGGCUCGUCGCCUUAUCCCCCACAACCUCAAUACGCUCAGACGCCCUCGCAUUCCCCGUAUCCAUCUCAACCAAACUACGCAAACGGUACCCCCUCCCCGGCGCCUUACCCCGCUCAGCCCACCUACGCCCAGUCGCCAGCCCCGUCAAAGCAGGGCUACCUUACUCCCUACCAACCACAAUCUCAGCACUCGCGACCCGGUUCCGCCCACUCGGAUGCCGGCUAUGCGCCGCCUCCGUACCCACAGAACGAUGGCCGUCACCCAGGAGGAUCACGCCCUCACUCCGCGGAUCCCUACGCCCAGAAUGACCGCGACCCGAACUACAACCAGGCGCAAGCUGGCGAGGACGGCGAGCGUGGUCUAGGCGCGACUCUAAUUGGAGGCGGAGCCGGCGGUUUCCUCGGCCACAAGCUCGGUAAGGGCAAGCUGGGCACCAUGCUAGGUAGUGCCGUUGGUGCGGUAGCAGCCAAUUUAAUAGAGAACAAGUUGGAGAAGCGCCAUUCGAAUCAGGGCAAUGAUCAAGGCUAUGGACAGGGACAGGGAUAUGGGCAUGGUCACGGACAUCAUGGUCAAGGCCACCAUGGCCAUCACAGUCAUCACAGCCAUCAUGGGCACCAUGGGCAUCAUGGGAAACACGGCCAGGGCUGGUAGAUGAUCUAAUAAUUCGGCAGAACGGUUAGAUUGCUACAGUGGAUGCUAAAGGGGUUUCCCCCCCCGCUUCCCUAACGAUUAACUUGAUAUUAUAAACGGCGGCGUAUUGGUCGGUAUAAGUCGGUAUUGGUAUAGGCUUCGGUGGUUUCUCGUUUGUUUUAGAUUCCGGUAAAGAAAUGACGAGAUGAUGCUACGGUUCCUUAUGUGGUUGCUACAAUAAGUAGAGCGUUGGUUGUAUGGGGAAUGCUUAUACCUACCUAUGUACUACCUAUAUUACCCUUGUCGACGAAGGUAUUUUUAACAGCCCACAGUUGGCUGUCACUAGCUUUAAAUAUACCUAUGUAGUUACAUGAUUACCUUGGGUAUGUUUUAAUAGUGCAAUGAUGAAGACACUUGUGGAACCCAAAUGAAGAAUAUUAGUAAAGGUGUCUGAUCAACAAGUCACUACCUCUUAUGGAAGAUGAUAAAAAUGUGCAUAAUAGUGAG
Messenger RNA from Daldinia loculata, 1642 nucleotides. RefSeq lists its product as uncharacterized. Gene Ontology annotation, cellular component: outer membrane. NCBI's taxonomy places the organism in Eukaryota, Fungi, Ascomycota, Sordariomycetes, Xylariales, Hypoxylaceae. The coding region runs from base 443 to 1156 and encodes 237 amino acids. The record is from RefSeq and is a predicted model, not a curated record. The transcript has a single exon.